This is a messenger RNA of Homalodisca vitripennis (glassy-winged sharpshooter), 451 nucleotides long. RefSeq names its product pinin-like. Lineage: Eukaryota; Metazoa; Arthropoda; Insecta; Hemiptera; Cicadellidae. The coding region runs from base 134 to 388 and encodes 84 amino acids. The transcript has 4 exons. The record is from RefSeq and is a predicted model, not a curated record.
UGGGGUGUCUACAGUGCUGCCACCUACCUUGGGAUAUAAAUGCUCAAUUUCAUCUCUGACCGCCAUUCUGUAAUUAGUGUUGGUGCGGUCAUCACCUAGUGCAGUUUUUGAACGACAUCUUAAAGACAGAAAAAUGGGAAAAGGAGGCUGUGGAGGGUCAAAGGAAAGGGAAGGGAGUCAAGAUUCAGGACGUCAAGGGGACCGCAAUCAAGGGGACCGCAAUCAAGGGGACUUGCGAAGGUGCGAAAUUAGUAAGAAAGACACCGCUCCGAAAAAGGAGUCUUUGACUAGCAGCAGUGGAUCCAGCUCGCAGCGGUCAUCCUCAAGCUCGGAUCCCAGAUCAUCUUCUACUUCUUCAAUGUCAUCUUCAUCCAAAGAAAAAUCAUGACUUGUGGCUCAUUAGCUUAAAUAAAUAUGCUAUGCUGACUCAUUAGUCUAGACUAUAAAUAAA